Molecule: messenger RNA, 607 nt
Organism: Photinus pyralis (common eastern firefly)
Lineage: Eukaryota; Metazoa; Arthropoda; Insecta; Coleoptera; Lampyridae
Product: alpha-tocopherol transfer protein-like
Exons: 4
Coding region: 36-539 (167 amino acids)
Cellular component (GO): membrane
Molecular function (GO): phosphatidylinositol bisphosphate binding
Source: RefSeq, a predicted model, not a curated record
AGUUUGACGCAAACGAAUCCGCCAAGGUCCUGGAUAUGGGUAUCAUAUUCGAGCUGUUUCGAAAUGGUACAUCGGACGGUCUAGUCGUGGUUUGUGACCUCGAGGGGAUAACAUUUGCUCAUAUGCUAAGAAUUAACUUUUCGACACUUCGAAACUGGUUUACGUACCUACAGGAUGCAGUUCCCAUCCGUCUAAAAGCAAUCCACUUCCUUAAUGCAGUAGGUCUACUUGAUAGCAUGAUGGCUGUGAUAAAACCCAUCGUGAGAAACGAGCUGUUUAAUUCUUUGCACGUGCACGGUUCCGUAGAAACGGUCUUCCAAUACAUCCCCAAGGAGAACUUUCCCAGAGACUAUGGUGGACAACAACCGUCGCUCAAAGACCUUCAUGAGACCCAUACGCAAAAUUUGAUACAUUUCGCCGAUUACUUCGUAAAAGCAGAGGCGCACAUUACGGAUGAAACAAAGAGGGUUGCAAGGCCAUCCAAUGCUGACGGCGCUUUUGGCACAGAUGGUUCGUUUAAACGACUAGAGGUCGAUUAAUAUACUGAUAAUAAAAUUUUGAAAAUGAUACCUGAAAACCGACCGACGGCUAGCUCAUAAUUAUUAAU